Orussus abietinus is the source of this 2123-nucleotide messenger RNA. RefSeq names its product COP9 signalosome complex subunit 4 (gene CSN4). The coding region runs from base 332 to 1567 and encodes 411 amino acids. The transcript has 8 exons. Lineage: Eukaryota; Metazoa; Arthropoda; Insecta; Hymenoptera; Orussidae. Gene Ontology annotation, cellular component: COP9 signalosome; cytosol. The record is from RefSeq and is a predicted model, not a curated record.
AUAGGUUAGCUCGGCAUAUCUGAUUCUGUCGGCCACUUUCGAUCAUUUUCAAGCUCCAUGUGCGAACCAAAGAGUAUGGAAAGUCGCGCCGGAUAUUAAUAGGUGAAUUAGGUGCUACAGCGAUGACUUUUGCAUCCUCGAAAAGUCGGUAUUGUCGUCCUUGUUUACCGGACAAACCGCUGCGUUGAGAAAGGAGAUAUUUUACUGACAGCGCCUUACUAGCGCUGACACGACCGAAUCCAUCGAUGAUUUUGAAUCUCGACGGCUUUUGCUGACCUAAUCACCACCGAAAACUUUUCCUGCUUUUUUUUUUGCAAAACACUCGGUAAUAAUGGUAUUAACAGUGGCCUCUGUGCGCCAGCAACUUGCCAAUUUAACCCGUUCUGGCGGCACUCAUAAAGAUCAAGCCGAAAGGUAUCGAACGAUUUUGGAUACCGUACUCGCGUCGGCAGGGGAGGAGCUUAUCGAUAUCUUAAAAGUGUUCAUCGAAGCAAUUGUCAAUGAGAAUGUCAGUCUCGUUAUAUCCAGACAAGUUUUAACCGAUGUCAGUAGCCGUUUGUUGAUCCUGCCAGAUGAAAUUUCAAAAGCUGUUUCGCACUACACGUUAGACAAGGUACAACCACGCGUUAUUUCCUUUGAGGAACAAGUGGCUAGCAUAAGACAACACUUAGCUGAUAUUUAUGAACGUAACCAAAAUUGGAGAGAAGCAGCUAACGUACUAGUUGGUAUACCCUUGGAAACUGGACAGAAGCAGUACACGGUGGACUAUAAGCUUGAAACCUAUCUUAAAAUUGCACGGUUAUACUUGGAAGAUGACGAUCCUGUACAAGCCGAAGCAUUCAUCAACAGAGCAUCGCUGUUACAGGCCGAGUCUAAAAAUGUACAGCUUCAAGUUUAUUAUAAAGUCUGUUAUGCACGAGUGUUGGACUAUAGGAGAAAAUUUAUAGAAGCGGCUCAGAGAUAUAACGAGCUUUCAUAUAGAUCUAUUAUUCAUGAAGAUGAACGAAUGACAGCUCUAAGAAAUGCAUUAAUAUGCACCGUUUUGGCGUCUGCAGGUCAACAAAGAAGUCGUAUGUUAGCAACUCUUUUCAAGGACGAGCGUUGCCAGCAACUUCCUGCCUAUUCCAUCCUGGAGAAAAUGUAUUUAGAUCGAAUCAUUCGACGCUCCGAGCUGCAAGAGUUCGAAGCCCUUUUGCAGCCUCAUCAAAAAGCGUGCACCAUGGAUGGGCUUGGAUCAACGAUUCUUGACCGUGCAAUUAUUGAACAUAACUUAUUGUCAGCUAGCAAAUUGUACAACAAUAUCACAUUUGAAGAGCUCGGUGCUCUGUUGGAAAUACCACCGACCAAGGCUGAGAAAAUCGCGAGUCAAAUGAUCACCGAAAGCCGCAUGAAUGGACACAUUGAUCAGAUCGAUUCCAUUGUACACUUUGAAACUCGUGAAAUUUUGCCUACGUGGGAUAAACAAAUCCAAUCGCUUUGUUAUCAAGUUAAUCAGAUCAUUGAGAAGAUUGCACAAACCGAGCCCGAAUGGAUCGCUAAAGUUAUGGAGGAUCAGAUGGUGAAUUAACAUGCGGUUAAAUUCGAGCAGAGCUUACUACUGUAAUUAUCGAUACUUGAGAUUUCAAGGAUCGAAGAAUAUCAAAACCAAUUACUUGGCCGACACAGUGGCUGAGAUUACAAACUACGCUUCAUGCUACACAGUGGAGAACGUGGCAGAUGUUGAAACCAUUUCUGGUUGUCUUGCAAAUUAAAUUGGAUUCUCAUGGACCGAUAUUUGGAUAAAUCGUAGUAUCCAACAAUGGACAGUUAUUAAACAGUGUUACCAAAUGUGGGAGUUCAAGAACACGAAUAUGUUUUCGUUAAUCAUACCGAGAGCACACGAGUCUGAUAACUAAUGUGACGUGCACUAGGUUGGUACCCGAUGUUGCAUCAUAUUGCAGUGAAAUAAACGUAGUACUUAUAAGAUCGGUAAAAAUUUAUUCAGGUAAUAAAGUAUCUAAAAUAUUGCUAGUUUAAGAACUACUUGUAUGCUACUCUCAAAUUCAUACGAAAACUAUGGAAAAAAGAAAAAGUGAAUGCCGUGGAAUUCCUUUACGAAUAAAGCACUACCACGCUUAACGUAA